GGCGCCCCCUACUGCUCACUCGUGCAGUUCGCUUCGACGACGAGGAAGAAGAUGGCGGCGCUCAUCAGGCAUGGUUUUAAUUCCUUAAAAAGUUCAUCCACUUUUCUUGCCGUAAACACGAUGAAUCUACGAUAUGAUAUAACUCGUUUUAAGAGCAAGAAACGUCCCGAAGUGAGGACUAGCAGAUUUGAAGAUGAAAAGACGUCUCUCUCUUGCAAAGGAUUUUUGAGAUAUCAGAAGAAAUAUAAUCCGCCAGAAGAUGUAUGUGAUAGAAUAAAUAAAAUUUGUGAAACACAACAAAUUUCAACGGUUGAUGAAACAAAAAUCGAAGAUCCAUUACAACGUUUCAAUCUUUUUUUAGCAUGUGAAGAAGAACUUCAACAUCCAAUAACGAAUGCUGUAUUAUGUUACAUUGAAACAAUUGGUGAUUUGAAGAAUUACUAUAAGACCCCAGUCGGUAAUAUAACUCCAUUAGAUGCUAUGCGUUCAAUGGAUUUACCAAAGAAUUUACAUAUUAAUUAUGAAUAUAUUCGAUUUCAUCCUGAUACGGAUACAUUGUUCAAUGGUCAGACAGCAUUCCCGAAGAGUUCUACUCUUGUAACUGGAUUAAAGUAUAAGAAAAAAUAUCCUGGACAUUAUCAAGAUAAUCCUUUCUUAGAUAAUAUGCUUAAGGUUUAGAUUAAUUGGACUAUACAAGAAAUAAAUAAACAAUUGUUCAACAACAAUAAACAAUUAUCUAAUAUUAUUGUAACAUUUAAUAAAUAUUUUUCAAUUUAUUUUCAUAUUAUUUAAUAAUUUAUUAUAAGUAUUUGAUAAUAAAAAAUUUUCAUAUUGUUUCAUUAUUGUUUAUAAGUUUGAAUAGAUAUUUUUAAAUAUUAUUUUUUAGAUUAAUUAAUAAAAAUUAUUAUAUAAUUGUAUUAUUAGAAAAAUUAUAAUAAAAAAAAAAAUUAAAAUAUACUGAGAA
Apis dorsata (giant honeybee) is the source of this 964-nucleotide messenger RNA. RefSeq names its product 39S ribosomal protein L50, mitochondrial (gene mRpL50). The transcript is spliced from 5 exons. Lineage: Eukaryota; Metazoa; Arthropoda; Insecta; Hymenoptera; Apidae. The coding region runs from base 52 to 678 and encodes 208 amino acids. The record is from RefSeq and is a predicted model, not a curated record. Gene Ontology annotation, cellular component: mitochondrial large ribosomal subunit; mitochondrion.